Ornithorhynchus anatinus (platypus) is the source of this 2131-nucleotide messenger RNA. RefSeq names its product 5-hydroxytryptamine receptor 2B (gene HTR2B). Gene Ontology annotation, cellular component: plasma membrane; dendrite. The record is from RefSeq and is a predicted model, not a curated record. Lineage: Eukaryota; Metazoa; Chordata; Mammalia; Monotremata; Ornithorhynchidae. Gene Ontology annotation, molecular function: neurotransmitter receptor activity; G protein-coupled serotonin receptor activity. Bases 318 to 1835 code for a protein of 505 amino acids. Gene Ontology annotation, biological process: vasoconstriction; smooth muscle contraction; regulation of behavior. The transcript has 3 exons.
UACAUAAAAAAAUGUAAAUGAUGCAAUCUGCAUAUUCUGUAUCUAGGGGGAACCCUUUGGCAUUCCCGUUCACACACCAUUUAGCUGCUACAGGAAGACACAAGGAGCUAAGAAACUACCUACUUUCCCCAGCUGUCGGAUUUCCUCGUAAAACUUUAAGAAACACGAAACCAUGGGAGCAUAAUUCGACAACGGGACCGGGCCAAAGAUGGACAGGCGCCCUUGCUCCUUCGUUGCGGUGAAAUACAUUUUUAAAGAAAAGAGUCUCUCUUUCGGCUUUGAGCGUUUGGCAUGGGUACAGUGUCUUUAAAAAGCAAAUGACCGGCUCAGCUGCUGACCAUGCUGACCAUCCUUCGGGAGUGUACUGGACUAGAGAAAAACUGCAAGCGGCUAGCUCUUAUGGGAUUUCAGAACAAAACCCGGUUCCUGAAUAUAUUCUACCAGGUACAAAAAUGGCCCAUCUAACAAGCUUUCCAAACGGGACCGGUUUAUCGUCACAAUUAAUAACAGAAGACUCUAAGCAGAUCUUCGGCGAACAGGGAAGCAGACUGCGCUGGGUAGCUCUGCUGACACUCAUGGUGAUAAUACCCACCAUCGGGGGGAACAUUCUUGUGAUCCUGGCAGUUUCACUGGAGAAAAAAUUGCAGUACGCUACCAAUUACUUUCUAAUGUCACUGGCUGUAGCUGAUUUGUUGGUUGGAUUGUUCGUGAUGCCAAUCGCUCUCCUUACGAUCAUGUUCGAGUCGGAGUGGCCCCUUCCUGUUGUUCUCUGCCCUGCCUGGUUAUUUCUUGACGUCCUCUUUUCUACAGCAUCCAUCAUGCACCUUUGUGCUAUCUCAGUGGACCGCUACAUAGCCAUAAAAAAGCCAAUCCAAGCCAGUCAGUAUAAUUCUCGGGCUACAACACUCAUCAAGAUAACAGUGGUGUGGUUCAUUUCAAUAGGGAUCGCCAUUCCGAUCCCUAUCAAGGGCAUAGAGGCAGGCAAGGGCAACCCCAAUAACAUCACGUGCGUGCUGACGACGCAUCGCUUCGGCGACUUCAUACUCUUCGGCUCCAUGGCCGCUUUCUUCGUUCCGCUGGCAAUUAUGAUAGUCACGUAUUUCCUCACCAUCCGAGCGCUGCAAAAGAAGGCUUACUUGAUCAGGAACAAGCCACCUCAGCGCUUCAUGUGGUCCACCGUGUCCACAGUUUUCCAGAGGGACGACACCCCCGGCUCCUCCCCCGAAAAGGUCGCCAUGCUGGACGGCUCGCGGAGGGACAGACACCUGCCCAGCUCGGGUGAAGAGCUGCUCAUUCGGAGAAUGUCCACUCUCGGGAAAAAGUCCGUUCAGACCCUGACCAACGAACAGCGGGCCUCCAAGGUCUUGGGGAUCGUCUUUUUCCUCUUUCUCCUGAUGUGGUGCCCCUUCUUCAUCACAAACAUAACUUCGGUCCUCUGCGUCUCCUGUAGCCCGACCACCCUACAGAAGCUCAUGGAGAUAUUCGUGUGGAUAGGCUACGUGUCCUCCGGGGUGAACCCUCUCGUGUACACCCUCUUCAACAAGGCCUUUCGAGAAGCGUUCGGAAGGUACAUCAUGUGCAACUAUCGAACUGCCAAGCCGACGAAGGCCCUGCGGAAGUGCUCCAGCAGGAUCUCCUUACGGAAUUCGGUGACCGAAAACUCCAAGCUUUUUAUGAAGCACGGUGUGCGGAAUGGGAUCAGCCCCGUCAUGUACCAGAGCCCCAGGAGGCUCCGCGGUUCACCCACCCAGUCGUCUUCCGCCGUUCUGCUGGAUACGCUACUUCUUACAGAAAAUGAAGCGGACAAAACUGAAGAGCAAGUGAGCUACGUAUAGUGGGAGCUGCGCUGUCUGCACACGGACAGGAACGUCGGGACCCAAAAGGACAGAGGAACGGCACAGGGACAUAAAUGUACUAUCUUCCAGUGGUAUAUUUACCGACAGAAUCUCACAGGACUUAUUCUAAUUCAUCUCUUCUUAGACUAAGGUUUAUCUAUCACGUUCUCCAGUUUUCCUCAUUUGAACACAACUACUCUACAUGAAAGCUAUUUUGUUGGGCUGUAUAUAAAACGAUCAGCGCACUGCAGUAAGAUGCAAAAGGGCCUCAAAUAAAGGAAGUAAUAGCAAAAUAA